Morchella importuna is the source of this 2097-nucleotide messenger RNA. RefSeq lists its product as uncharacterized. The transcript is spliced from 8 exons. Lineage: Eukaryota; Fungi; Ascomycota; Pezizomycetes; Pezizales; Morchellaceae. The coding region runs from base 1 to 2097 and encodes 698 amino acids. Gene Ontology annotation, molecular function: hydrolase activity; DNA binding; ATP binding. The record is from RefSeq and is a predicted model, not a curated record.
AUGCGCGCAGUCUCACGGAAUAUAGGAAAUAACCUCACCCCCGCCCCCGCCUCACCCCCGCCCCUCAAACUCCGCACCUACCAAGAAGAAUGCAUCCGCGCCGUCCUCGAGCACGUCACCCUCGGCGAGCGCCGCCUCGGCAUCUCCCUCGCCACAGGCUCCGGCAAGACCGUCAUCUUCACGCAGCUCAUCUCGCGCCUCUCGCACCCGUCGCGGCCCGCGACCGCAACACAGACACUGAUCCUCGUGCACCGCAAGGAGCUCGUUGAGCAGGCCGCGAGCCACUGCAGACGCCAGUAUCCGCACCUCACGGUCGAGAUCGAGAUGGCGACGGCGCAUGCGAGCGGGUGUGCGGACAUCACGGUUGCCAGCAUCAUGAGUAUUGUGAGUGGGGAGCGGAUCGGCAAGUUCCGCAGGGAGAGGUUUAAGUUGGUGUUGAUUGAUGAGUGCCAUCAUGCGGUGAGUAAGGGGUACUUGAAGUGCCUGGAGCACUUUGGGCUGGUGCAUGUCGGGGCGGCGGGGGAGGCGGGUGAGGGGGAGGGGGAGGGGGAGGGAGAAUUCGCGGGGGAGGCUGGUAUGGAGUUUGGGGCGGGGUUUGGGGCGGAUACGCCGGUGCUGGUGGGCGUGAGUGCGACAAUGUCGCGGUUUGACGGGCUCAAGCUGGGCAAGGUGCUGGAUAGGAUUGUCUAUCAUAAGGACUACAUGGACAUGAUUGCUGAUAACUGGCUCUCGCCCUGCAAGUUCACCACCGUCAUGACGCACGUCGACCUCUCUAGCGUGCGCGACGCUUCUACGGGCGACUUCAACCUCUCCGACCUCGAGCGCGCCGUAAACACCAAGGAAACCAAUAACGUCACUGUCCGCUCAUGGCUGCAGAAAGCAGACGACCGCCACUCCACAAUCGUCUUCUGUGUCAACAUCCAGCACGUCAACGAUCUCUGCGACACCUUCCGCACCCACGGCAUCGACGCACGCCCCAUCACUAGUAACACGCUGCUGCAGGUCCGGCGUGAACGGCUUGAAGAGUUUCGGGCGCGAAAGUUCCCGGUGCUUGUCAAUUGCGGGGUCUUCACUGAGGGCACCGACAUCCCCAACAUCGACUGCGUCCUCCUCGCACGCCCCACAAAGUCACGCAACCUCCUCGUGCAGAUGAUCGGCCGCGGCAUGCGCCUCUUCCCCGGCAAAGCCGACUGCCACAUCAUCGACAUGGUCGGGGUCCUCAAACGCGGCAUCGCCACAGUCCCCACACUCUUCGGGCUCGACCCCGACGAGCUACUCGAGGAGCUGUCGCCGGAGCAGCUACAAAAACUGAAAGCGAAGCGGGAGAAGGAGGCCGAGAAGCGGCGGCUGGAGCUGGAGGCCGCGCGGCAGCGCGAGGAGGCGGGGCGGGAGAAAGGCGGGAAGGGGAAGGGGGAGAGGGGGGUGAAGCUGAGUGUGGAGUUUACGGACUAUGAGAAUGUGUUUGACCUGUUGAAGGACGCGAAGGAGUCGGGCCAUAUACGGCGGUUGAGCCCGUACUCGUGGGUGUCGAUUUCGAAUGGGAAGCAUGUGUUGCCGCUGAAGGCGGGGCGGUAUCUGAAGAUCCAGAGGGAGCGGGAUGGGACGUUCACGUUGAUUGAGUUUAAUAAGAUCCCGCCGGAGGUUACGAAGACGAGGACGUUCUUGUCGAAUCGGAGGGUGGUUAUGGAGGGUGCGCAGUCGCUCGCCGAUAUCAUCCAAGGCGCUGACACCCUCGCCGCCACCCGCCAAGCGCGCAACCUCCUCCUUCACAGCGCCCCCUGGCGCAAAAAGCCCGCCUCCGACUCCCAGCUCGCCUUCCUGUCGACCUUCCGCGACAAGUACAGCAUCCCCGAGAACCUCACGAUCGGGCAGGCCGGCGACAUCAUCACCAAGCUGCGGCACGGCAGCCUCAAGGAGCUUGAGAAGCGCAAGAAGCAGGAGCACCGCGAGCGCGUCAAGGACGAGAAGGAGCGCGCGAGGGACGAGAAGGCGCGGCUGAAGGAGCGCAUGAGGGAGGAGGCGCGCGAGCAGAAGAUGCGUGAAAAGGAGGAGAAGUUGAGGAGGUUGGAGGAGGUCAAGGUGGGGCGAUUGUUCUAA